AUGGCGGCCGAGUCGUCCUCUGAUGAGCUUGCUGCCAGGCCUGAUGGUGAGCUGCCUCCAGCGGCCAAUGGCGACGCCCCUGCCCAGGAUGUCGAUUUCGUCACCUUGGGCAUGUUUAUCAUUGCAAAAGAAGGCCCUGCCUCCUUCUCAGUCAUCCUGCCCAUCCAUUCUCAUGCCAGCAGAAUGGCAACUUCCGUCGUGACCGACUCCACGAUGCUGCAAGCCUUGCUGAGCCUCUUCGCCUUUCUCUCUUAUCUCUGCCACUACUACCUCAGAAAGCCCUAUCCUUCUUGGCUGCAACGUCUGCUCGGCCCUUUCCGAGACCCAGAACGCGCCUCUGGGCUACCAGAAGCUGACAUCCGUCACCAAGAUGAAAUUGAGUACCGGCCGCCCAAGCCUCCCCAACAGGAUGUAUUAGGCGGUGCGGGCUCCUACGCCGCACUUGGUGCCCGUCUCUUCUCCCCGGGGCCCAUCCAGUCCAAGACAGUCGGCUGGAUUAUCGACCAGGGAUCAGACUUCCCCCCGGCGAUAACGACCCUUAUCGACAGCUGGGAGACUGCAGCAUACGUCCGUCACGAUCCGGAACGGCUCACCACCCGCGGCUGGAACGGCUAUGUCGACGAGAACGAGACCAGAGCCUUCAAGUACACCACGCCCAAGAAGCGCCUGACGGCGUCCGACCUCAGCGGCUCGCCGUUGCUGCAGGCUCGCACCUUCCACAUCAUCUGCAGCCCGUCCAGGUGCCGGGAGCUGGUCACGGAGCUGCUGACCCUGCGCAAGGAGGAGGCGCCGCCCGAGGACGACGAAGGCCGCGGUGGGUACUCGCGGCCCAUCAUCAUCUGGGAGCCGGUGCCGGACCUGUGCACUCCUGACGAGCUCCUCAACCUGACCAACUGUCUUCCCCUUGUCGACGUCUGCAGCCCCAAUCAUUCGGAGCUUGCUGGUUUCAUGGGCGAUUCCGGCGUCGACCCGGAGACGGGCGAGAUCAGCACCGCCGCCGUAGAGCAGGCUUGCGAGCAGCUCCUUGGCUCCAUGCCCCUAUCGAGCUUCACUCUUGUAGUGAGGGCCGGCGAGAAGGGCUGCUAUAUCGCGAAGAAUGGCGGGCGCAAGAACUCCAAGAAGAACGGCUCAAAACGGCGGAAGAAGGUGCACGCCGCGCACGGCGGCCUGCAGCCUGACACCGACAUGAUGAGCCUCUUUGCCGGCCUCUUGCAGCAGUCCGACGAGGCUGACGGCGACGACGACGGGGCCGCGACGUUCAGCUUCAUACAGGACGAGGACGACGAGAUCGAGAUAGACCCCGGGCUGGACAAGUGGAUACCCGCCUUCUUCACCAAGGACGACGCCGCCGAGAAGGUCGUCGACCCUACCGGCGGCGGCAACACCUUCCUCGGAGGGAUGGCCGUCGCGCUCGCGAGGAGCAAGUCCAUGGAGGAGGCGGCGUGCUGGGGCAGCAUCGCCGCCAGCUUUGCCAUCGAGCAGGUUGGCGUCCCCGAGCUGGGCAGGGACGAUGAUGGCGAGGAGACGUGGAACGGAGCCCGAGUGUGGGACAGGCUAGAAGCGUUGCAGGCUCGUCUUGUGACGCCGGCAGAAUAA
Messenger RNA from Diaporthe amygdali, 1596 nucleotides. RefSeq names its product mak32 protein. The record is from RefSeq and is a predicted model, not a curated record. The coding region runs from base 1 to 1596 and encodes 531 amino acids. NCBI's taxonomy places the organism in Eukaryota, Fungi, Ascomycota, Sordariomycetes, Diaporthales, Diaporthaceae. The transcript is spliced from 3 exons.